AUAAAGAAACCUGCAACCAACGCGUAUUUAGCAGAUAAUAGCGCACCAAACUCCGAUAACUCAUAAACAGUUGCUUGCACGAUCUCUCAACUCCUCAACCAAAAUAUAUAAUCAAUGACUGAAGCAAACCUGAUUCCAUAGAUUUCAGUUACCUUUUUCCUUCGCUUUCUGGUAAAGGACAGUUGAAGUUUUGGCACAGCAAAGGUAACAGAUACCUUGCUUUUACUUCUUUCUAUUAAAGCUCUCUCCUUUCACACGAAAGCAAGGUGGGUUCUUGUUUCCAAAUGGGUUAGCUUCAAAAUGGGAUUUUGGUGAUGGGUUUUUGUGUACUGAUUGUUUUUGGAUUGUGUAUUCCAUCCAUCGUUUCUGUCCAUUUUGUACCUAAUUGAUGGCAAAGCAGAGCAUUGCUCUAUCAGUGACCCCCAAUUCAACAGAGUCAGAUGUAAGUAAUUCAAGAAGACACUCCAUAGGAAAUGCUGGUUCUUCCAGAAGUGGAGAUAAUGUUCUUCCUCAUUAUCUCCGAGCUUCUACAGGUUCCUGUCAUGAUUUCUGUAAAUAUGGGAAGAAACAUGCAUUUGAGGAGAAAGCAAGGCCUCCAUUUCUAAGGAGGAAUGCAAAGAAACCACCUGAUGAACAAAAGUCAGUAGAGUUUCAGCCAGAGAGAAAUAUGACAUCAAAGGAUAAGCACAAAAUUGGUCACAGUACUCCACCAAAUACUCCAGAGAUCAUGAAGGGGGAAAUAUCAAAAAAAUUACUCAGCAGACGAACUCCUGCAAUUAGUGAAGUUGUGUCUGAGAAGAAGGCAUCAUCAGGGGUAUUGUUGACAAAGUCAGCUGACAGGCAAAGUCCUGUGUUGAGGGAAGUUCUGGCCAAGAAGAAGACAGUGGCAAAGGACAUGUUAACAAGAUCAGUUGACAGCCAAAGUUCAGUAUCAAGUGAAAAUUGGGCUGAGAAGAGGAAGAAAUCAACCCAGCAGAGGAAGAAGACAUCAGUGGUCGAGCUCAGAGCUUCAUCUGAAUCUAAAACUCGUUUAUCCCCAAAAAUAAUAAAGCAGGAAAUAUCAUCAUCUUCUGAAAAACCGGACAUCUCUUUGAAACAUUUUUCAUCAAAAGUUAAAGAAGAAAACAUGUCUGCUAAACCGGUUAGUUUUCCAAAGCUGAAAGUAUCUUCUCCUGAUUCUUCAAGGGUAUUCAAUGUCAGAGAAAACAGAGACAGUAAAAGAGGGCAGAGGAUAGUGACAUCAAAAAUAGCUAUAAAGAGAGAACAGACACACCCCAGAGCUUUGUUGUCCUCUAAAACUUCCAGUGGUGGAAAUGCAAGAGGACUGGCAUCCGCAAGAGCCUCCUUGUCUCUCAAGUCUUCUCCCAGAUUACAAAUUUCUCCGCGAGUUUUGUUGUCCCCUAAAACUUCCGGUGUUGGAAUUGUGAAAGAACUGGCAUCCUCAAGAGGGUCUUUGUCCCUCAAGCCUUCUCUCAGUAGGGUUGCAAGCCUAAAAGCAAGAAAGCAUAGAGGUUCAGAAAUCACACCUCCUCUGAAGAAUAAGAACAAGAUUGGCAAGGCCAAUCAUGAGCAUGCCAAUGUUAAGAAUGCUGAUUUCGACCAAUCCACUGAAGGACUUAACAAUGAUAAUGAUGUGGUCCAAGAGAAAACAUUGUACGUCAUCCAGACAGAAACUGAAAACAAAAAUUUGGAGUCUGAUCAUAAUAAAAAUCAUUCUGCUGAAUCAUCUCCACCUCCAGUUCAAUCAGCCAAUUCUCCUAUCCUCCCAGAAUCUCCAACGUUUCCAUCUCAUAAUGCAGAAGAUGAAGAGGAAUCUGAGUAUACUGUAACUGAAGCAGAAGAUGACCCUCUCUCUGAAUUUGAUGAAACCGAGUAUAUGGAAGAGGCUGAUACUUUGCAACGGGAACACAAAGGAUUUUACAAGAAGGGUAGGAUGGUUCCUUCUCAGGAUAAGGAUGACCAACCUGUGAAAUUACGGUUCAGGAGAGGAAAGGUGAUUGAAGUUCAGACUAAUCAUAAUGGUCCUAGGAGGCUCAAAUUCAGACGAGGAAGAAUGUUGGAGGAGAACCGAAAUCUCAAAGCUGAUGCCCAAAGAAGCUUCAAGAGGAGAGGAGCUGAAGAUGCAAACAGUGAGAAGCCUAAUUCAGAAAAGGUGGUUUUGAAACAUCAAGAUCUGCAUGGAAAGAAAGACGCGCAGGGCCUGUUUAAUAAUGUGAUUGAAGAAACAGCUAGUAAGCUUGUUGAGACCAGGAAAAGUAAGGUUAAGGCCUUGGUUGGUGCUUUUGAAACAGUAAUAUCCCUUCAAGACAGCAAACCACCUUCAAACGCUGUCUCUUGAGUUGGAAAGCAAAAAAUAAAAGAAAAAUAAAAUUUAUGAAAGUCAAAAAAAUAAGACAGGAAAAAGAAAAUGAUUUGAAUUGAAUGUUCUUUCAUUAACAGUCGAUUGGUUUUUGCGAAGGAUUGGCUGGAAAAUAAUCCUGAGCUUGUAAGGAGAGAAGUGCAAGUUUACAAGCUUAUGGAGCAUUUGAAAGGUAAACUGCUUCUGUUUACAUUAGACAACCUGGAUGUAAAGUUUGACAAGAAGUCCUGUGAGUAUUGAUCUUGACAUGGUUCCCAUAUGUUUUUGUUGAGGGUAUGCAUCUUCUCCCUUCUAAACUAUAGUUAAUGUGAUUGUUUUCUAUCUGUGAAUAAGACAAAGAUGUAGUUUGAUCAGGAAAAGAGAGCUGCACAACCAUUUUUAUCC
Molecule: messenger RNA, 2743 nt
Organism: Manihot esculenta (cassava)
Lineage: Eukaryota; Viridiplantae; Streptophyta; Magnoliopsida; Malpighiales; Euphorbiaceae
Exons: 2
Coding region: 389-2338 (649 amino acids)
Molecular function (GO): calmodulin binding
Source: RefSeq, a predicted model, not a curated record